AUGAGUCCAUCGACUCCUCUACGCUCAUCCAUGGUUCCACCGACUCCUACACGAUACGGCGGAUCACCGUUCUCGCGAUCCCCGCCAUUCCAGGAUGACGUGAACCUGCCCUCGAUCGUCACUCCAUUCAACAUCGAGGGGAUCGACGACCGUUAUCAGAGAACUAUGGCUCAGGCGUCGACUGCGUGGCAGGAGAGAAUCAUCCCACGUCUCAUUCCCGUAUUCAUAAAGAUCAUCCACUCCACCCGCGGCUUCCAACGUCUCCAGGAGCUGCCGAUUCCUGGCCGUCGAGUCUGUAGAUGCGGCAAGACUCGCCUUUGUAAGGUGUCCGUCUGUCGUAUGAACGGCAUGUCUUUUGUCUCCGAGGCGUUUGCACUGGCUAAUCUUACAGCAGAGAUAUAUGAUAUUCAGAUAGACGCUUGCGACUGCGUGCCGGCCGCACAACAGCUGCUGGAAGCGGGGCUUUUCCCCUCCGCCCCGUUACAUCCGUCGUUCGCGGUCGAGCUUCAUGUCUUGGAGCUGACCCGAGAGGUAUUCCUGCGGACCUCUCCAAACAACACGGCCUGGACGGCAGCGCUGGAGGCUUUUCUACAAAAUCUUGGUUUCCAGCUUGAUCAUGAGGGAACACUGCGCCGCUCCUUUGCCUCAGCGCUGGAGUGGUACUCACAUCUCCGUAACGUCGUCGAUGAGCACGUCGAUGUUCUCCAGGAGAAGGUUCGGCGCGACGUGGUUGGAGAUGCCGUGCUCGACUCCACUGCCACUCCGCCGCAGAUGGGCACUCGCAAACGGGAUCACAAACGCCCUCUGGAAAAGGAGAAUCCGUUUGCAACACCCAUCAGGCGCACUCGCGCGUCUGAGUAUCUGCGACGUCGAUGCCCCGCGUGCUUUGGGGAUAUGAAGCAUGAUCGCGACUCAACUGCCGAUGUCUGCGUCUGCACGGAUGCAUGCUUCACACAGAAGCGCGAAGCUGGGAAUAUGGAUCCACCCAAGAUCCAUCCGCACAGCGUUUUUAUAUCGGCCGGGACUUGCGAGGAGAUGGAAGCAUAUGUCGAUGAAGUCCGCGGUUCUAGGCCUCUGCCAGGACGUCCCGCACCCAAGAAACGCCGCGGCGCCCGCGUGAAGGCCACCGUAGCCGUCGAGGAGGAGGAGGAGGACCACAUAGAGUAUGAGGCUCUGCAGGUCCCCAAAUCCGUUCUCGACGGCUGCGAAGACUCCUUCAAGGCCGCCGACGAAAGUUGA
This is a messenger RNA of Mycena citricolor, 1239 nucleotides long. Lineage: Eukaryota; Fungi; Basidiomycota; Agaricomycetes; Agaricales; Mycenaceae. The record is from the annotation of a GenBank genome assembly.